GCCAACUCUUAUAACGUGGUGAUUACUUGCUCUGUGGUGUUACCUAUAUAUACUCUGUGUUAUUUAUAUUUUUUUUACAUGUAUAACCUUUUAAACGUUUUAUAUUAUAAAUUAAAAAUCUUAAUGUACAAUCUAAUAUUCGACCAGACAGAGGUGAAAGUAGACGACGCAGUUUAAAUAAAAGGAUAAUAUAAUUUAAAACGGUUUUGAUUUGAACAUCUCAAAUAUGAAGCAGGAGGGGAAUAAUUUGCAGUCAAAUAUUACCGCAGACAAUGUGCAAGAAACUAAUCUAUAUGUUAAUUCCGAUAUUAAACAGGAGUUAGAUUCAUUCUAUGAUGAGUAUCCGGAAUACGAAACGAAAGUUAAACAGGAUAAUGUUGAAAAUGCUGUAAUUGUAAAAACAGAAAAUGUUACUAUUAGCAGAGAGGCAGCAACAGUAUAUAAUAUAUGUUCUGAAAAGGAAAGUCAUUAUCUUAAGAAAUUAUAUGAGAAUCAUGAAAUAAAGGAUGAGUUGGUUAUAGGACCUACAGUUGUUCAAGCAGAAACAGUAUACAUAGAUAAUGAACAUUCAUUAUACACUAGAACUGAACCUAAAGAUGUUAUUCAUAAUAAGAUAUCAAAUGCUGUUCAUAAAUCCAUGCAACAAGUAAAGGUAGUAAUAUCUGAUAAAAUAUACUUCUGUGAUAUAUGCAGAAAAGUAUUUACGUCGUAUAAUACGAUAGCAUCUCAUAUGUCAGUUCAUUAUAGUAAAAAACCAUGUUCAUAUCAAGUGUGUAAAAAAAAUCGUGAAAUGGAUUCACAAAUAAAAGGUGGCGUACAUUGUACUGGUAAAAAAUCAUACAUUUGUGAUGUCUGUAAAAAAUGUUUUUAUUUAAGAUCAGUUUUGGUAACACAUAUGCAUAUUCAUACUAGUGAAAAACCAUAUACAUGUGCAAAGUGUAAAAAAUCUUUUAGUUUAAAAAAAUAUUUGAAUCAACAUAUGACUUUUCAUAUUGAUGAAAAACCCUAUAUUUGUAAUGUGUGUAAAAAAUGCUAUAAAACUACUACAAGUUUAAAUCUACACAUGCGUAUUCAUACUGGUGAAAAACCAUACACAUGUAAAAUAUGUAAAAAAAGUUUUAUAGCUAGAAAAUAUUUGAAUCAACAUAUAUAUAGAUAUUCCCAUGAUAAAGAAAAACCAAAUUAUUGUGAAGUUUCUAAAAAAUGCUAUAAAAGUACUUCAAGUUUAAAUCUGCACAUGCAUAUUAAAACUGGUGACAGACCGAGUUGUGAAAUUUGUAAUAAAAGUUUCUUUUCAAAAACAGAUUUGAAAAGGCAUAUGUUUGUUCAUACUGGUGAAAAAAACUAUCCUUGUGAAUUGUGUGUUAAAUCUUAUUCUAGAAGAUCAAUUUUAAAUAGACACAUGCGUACACAUACUCGUACUAAAAAACCAAAUAGUUACGAUUAUAGUUGUGACAUUUGUGAAAAAAAAUUUGUUACAGUAUCAGUUUUGAAAGCACAUAUAUUAAUUCAUACUGGUAAAAAGCCAUAUAUUUGUGAUGUGUGCAAAAAAUGUUUUGGUACGAAAUCAGUUUUACAAACACACAUCCGCACUCAUACCGGUGAAAAGCCGUACAGCUGUAAAAUUUGUAAAAAACGUUUUUCUACAAAUCGUUUAAAUAGACAUAUGCGUAUCCAUGAUAAUAAUAAAUAAUUAAUGUUAUAAAUUUACGAAAUCGUAAAAAAUGUUAAAAAUUUACAUGUAUAUUAAUAAUGUUAAACAAUUGUAGUAUGAAGUUAAAAGGAGUUAAUAAAAUUUGUUUUAUUGUUAAAAAUUUCGUAAGUACACAUUAUAUUUUAAUGUAAUACCUAACCUAACUGCCGGUUUAACUCACGUGUUAUUUGAUCGAAAAAUCUCGACUAGUUUCGGGACCAUCUGCGACUCUUAGUCCUGAACGGCUGUGAUGUGAGCGCGAUACUCUCUGUGUAAUAAUUAAAUAACUGGGUCGUAUUACGAAAGUCAAAGACUUGGAUGUUAUUCCAAGAUGACAAUCAAAUCAGUCUAGUGAUUUGACUUAGAAACCAGGGAAACGUCUGGUUUUAUUUAAUUCAAAUAAUUGAGAUUCUACUGUAAUGAUAGAGAAAAUUAAGACUAAAUUUAUUAAAUAAUUGUAUUUUAAGUAUGCACAUUGCAGAUCCAUUAAGAAAAACUUUUGUCUUUAUUUAGACCGUGUUCUGAAAGAGAUUAAAUAUUUUUAUACAAAA
Molecule: messenger RNA, 2244 nt
Organism: Galleria mellonella (greater wax moth)
Lineage: Eukaryota; Metazoa; Arthropoda; Insecta; Lepidoptera; Pyralidae
Product: zinc finger protein OZF-like
Exons: 3
Coding region: 227-1693 (488 amino acids)
Biological process (GO): regulation of transcription by RNA polymerase II
Molecular function (GO): RNA polymerase II cis-regulatory region sequence-specific DNA binding; DNA-binding transcription factor activity
Source: RefSeq, a predicted model, not a curated record